GGGCUCCCGCACCUGGGGUCUUAACAGCCAGGUCGUGCUCCAGGGUUAGGUGCUCAGGACCCCGGGGGGGCCACCCUGCGCCCGCGGGAUGCUGGAGAUGGUGAAAAGGGGGUUCCUCGUGGGUGUGGGUGAGACGUUUGGUUCCGAGAAAAUCGCGCUUUGAGACGGGGCUCUUCGGGAGGACUGAGCGGGAAGCCUUGCCCUGUUUUGGCAGAGCCUCUAGUAAAACCUCUCAGUGGCUCUAAGGUGGGGAGUGCGUCUUCAGUGCUUUCAAACUAAAGAGUACAGACCGCACAAGGACCUUGAGAACUUGUUGCAUACUGUUAAAGGGCAUUCUUAGCAGGGUUACAGAAUCUGUUAAGAAUAUUGUGCCAGGGUGGCUACAAAGAUAUUUCAACAAGAAUGAAGAUGCAUGUAGCUGCUCAACAGACACAAGUGAGGUUCCACACUGGCCAGAAAAUAGAGAUGAUGAUCAUGUGAUGUAUGGCCAUGAGGAGAGCUCUAAUAAUAAUGAUGGGAGAAUCACCCCUGAGCCAGCUGUCAGUAAUACAGAAGAACCUUCGACAACAAGUACUGCUUCUACUUAUCCAGAUGUAUUGACAAGGCCUUCUCUUCACCGGAGUCAUCUGAACUUCUCCAUGUUGGAAUCUCCAACAUUGCACUGUCAGCCAUCUACAUCCUCUGCAUUCCCAAUUGGCAGUUCUGGAUUUUCCCUUGUAAAAGAAAUAAAAGAUUCUACCUCUCAGCAUGAUGAUGACAACAUCUCAACUACCAGUGGUUUUUCUUCAAGAGCCUCUGAUAAAGAUAUAGCUGUUUCAAAGAACACUUCAUUGCCACCUCUAUGGUCCCCAGAGGCUGAACGUUCUCAUUCACUCUCUCAACAUACUGCCACCAGCUCAAAAAAACCAGCAUUUAACUUAUCUGCCUUUGGAACACUUUCCUCUUCACUUGGGAAUUCUUCAAAUCUUAAAACAAGUCAGCUUGGAGAUUCUCCUUUUUAUCCUGGAAAAACAACAUAUGGUGGGGCAGCAGCUGCUGUAAGACAGUCUAAGCUACGAAAUACACCUUAUCAGGCACCAGUCAGAAGACAGAUGAAAGCUAAGCAGCUUAAUGCACAAUCUUACGGUGUGACUAGUUCAACAGCUCGGCGAAUAUUGCAGUCUUUAGAGAAGAUGUCAAGUCCUCUAGCGGAUGCGAAAAGAAUUCCAUCAGUUGUUUCUUCUCCUCUAAACUCUCCUCUUGAUAGGAGCGGGAUAGAUAUCACAGAUUUUCAGGCCAGAAGAGAAAAGGUGGAUGCUCAAUAUCCCCCUGUUCAGAGACUUAUGACCCCAAAGCCAGUUUCCAUUGCAGCAAAUCGAACUGUUUAUUUUAAACCAUCUCUGACCCCAUCUGGUGAAUUAAGAAAGGUUAAUCAAAGAAUUGAUAAAAAGGACAAUACUGGAUAUGAAAAAAAUAUGACACCAAGACAAAAUAGAGAACAAGAAAGUGGCUUUUCAUAUCCAAAUUUCAGUAUUCCUGCAGCCAAUGGUUUAUCUUCUGGAGUAGGUGGUGGAGGUGGCAAGAUGAGACGAGAGAGAACACGCUUUGUUGCUUCUAAACCUUCAGAGGAGGAGGAAAUGGAAGUACCAGUGUUACCGAAAAUACCCCUACCAAUCACCGGUUCUUCACUGCCUACCUUCAAUUUUAGUUCUCCAGCAAUCACAACUUCCUCUCUGUCACCCAUCGGUCCUUCUCAGUCGUUAACAAACAAGGUACAAAUGACAUCUCCAAGCAGCCCUGGAAGUCCCAUGUUUAGAUUUUCAUCUCCAAUUGUAAAGUCUACUGAGGCAGAUGUACUACCUCCAUCCUCUAUUGGAUUUACAUUUAGUGUGCCUGUUGCAAAAACAGAAUUUUCUGGCUCCACUAGUACUUCAGAACCAAGUAUAAGUAGUUCUGCUCAAGAUAUCACUGUGGUGAACAGCACAAGCUGUCAGAAGCGAAAUGAAGAUUAUGAGGGCCUUUUUAGACCUGUAAAAAUCCUGAAAGAAGGAAGUGUUCUAGAUGUUCUGAAAAGCCCUGGUUUCACAUCGCCAAAGGUAGAUCCUCUUGCUGCUCAGUCUACCACAACAAGCCCAGUAGUUUAUACAAGACCAGCAAUAAGUACAUUUUCUUUGAGUGGAAUUGGGUUUGGGGAGAAUUUAAAGGGUGGAUCAUCAUGGCAGUGUGAUACGUGUCUACUCCAGAACAAAGUUACAGACAACAAGUGCAUAGCCUGUGAAGCAGCAAAAUUGCCAUCAAGGGAAACUGCCAAACAAACUGGAAGUGGGACACCAACCAAAAGUGGCAAAGCAACUCUUUCUGCGUCGGCUACAGGCUUUGGAGACAAAUUUAAACCAGGAACUUGGGAUUGUGACACCUGUUUAGUGCAAAAUAAACCGGAAGCAAUGAAAUGUGUAGCCUGUGAAACACCGAAACCUGGCACUGGUGUGAAGCGUGUGCUCACAUUGACAGUGGUUUCAGAAAGUGCUGGGACCAUGGCUGCGUCAUCUUCCAGCUGUACUGUGGCAUCUGGUUCUUUAGGAUUUGGAGAUAAAUUCAAAAAGCCUGUGGGGUCUUGGGAGUGUCCAGUUUGCUGUGUUUCUAACAAUGCAGAAGACAACAAAUGCGUGUCCUGCACUUCUGAGAAACCAGGAAGUUCAAUACCUGCUUCAAGUAGCAACACUGUGCCUGUCUCUCUGUCUUCUGGAGGCUGCCUAGGAUUGGAGAAGUUCAAAAAACCUGAGGGAAGCUGGGACUGUGAAGUGUGCCUAGUCCAGAAUAAAGCCGACUCUAGCAAGUGUGUUGCAUGUGAAAGUGCAAAGCCAGGCACGAAAGCUGAGUUUAAAGGCUUUGGCACAUCAUCCUCGUCUUUGAAUCCAUCAACUACGUCCUUCAAAUUUGGUAUCCCAUCAUCUUCUGGGCCUUGUGUAUCAUCUGACUCUGGAUCUAUAAACCCCAUCAGUGAAGGCUUUAAAUUUUCUAAACCUACUGGGGAUUUUAAAUUUGGAGUUUCAUCAGAUUCUAAACCUGAAGAAGUUAAAAAAGACAGUAAGAAUGAUAAUUUUAAAUUUGGACUUUCUUCUGGUUCAAGCAUCCCAGCUUCAUCAGCUUCAUUUCAGUUUGGAGUGUCUAAUCUUGGGCAGCAAGAAAAGAAAGAGGAACUGCCUAAAUCUUCACCUGCAGGCUUUAGCUUUGGUACGGGUGUUAUUAACCCUACCCCUGUUGCUACUGAAACUGUGGUGACCUCUGAGAAUAAGAGCAGCUUCAGUUUUGGAACCAUAGAAACCAAGAGUGUCUCAGUGGCUCCUUUCACUUGUAAAAUGACAGAAGCUAAAAAGGAAGAAAUGCCUACAACCAAGGGAGGGUUCACUUUUGGCAACAUGGAACCUUCCUCUCUGCCUUCUGCCUCCAUGUUUGUUUUGGGAAGGACAGAAGAGAAGCAACAAGAGCCCGUCACUUCUACUUCUCUGGUUUUUGGGAAGAAAGCUGACAAUGAAGAGCCGAAGUGUCAACCAGUGUUUUCCUUUGGGAAUUCAGAGCAAACCAAAGAUGAGAGUUCUUCAAAGUCAACAUUUAGUUUCAGUAUGACAAAACCAUCUGAGAAGGAAUCUGAUCAACCAGCAAAGUCUACAUUUGCUUUUGGAGCUCAAACCAAUACUACAGUUGAUCAAGGAGCAGCAAAGCCAGUUUUUAGUUUCUUGAACAAUAAUUCCUCUGGUUCAAGUACACCAGCCACUUCAGCUGGUGGUGGCAUAUUUGGUAGUUCCACUUCUUCCUCCAAUCCACCUGUGCCUGCCUUUGUGUUUGGACAGGUCAGCAAUCCUGUGAGCAGCUCCGCUUUUGGUAACUGUGCUGAAUCCAGUACAUCUCAGUCUUUGCUGUUUUCUCAGGAUAGCAAACCAGCAACCACAUCCAGCACAGCUACAGUGGUUACCCCAUUUGUCUUUGGGCCAGGAGCCAGCAGUAAUAGUACUGCAACCUCUGGUUUCAGCUUUGGAGCUACAACCACUGCAGGGUCCUCCUUUGUAUUUGGCACUGGGCCUACAGCACCAUCUGCCAGUCCAGCAUUUGGUGCUAACCAGACCCCAACAUUUGGACAGAGUCAAGGUGCCAGCCAGCCCAAUCCCCCAAGCUUUGGAUCUAUAUCAUCUUCGACAACAUUGUUUUCUGCUGGGUCUCAGCCUGCACCACCUACUUUUGGAACAGUGUCAAGUAGCAGCCAGCCUCCUGUGUUUGGACAACAGCCUAGUCAGUCAGCAUUUGGCUCUGGAGCAGCUCCUAAUCCCAGUUCCGGUUUCCAAUUUGGCAGCAGCACUACAAAUUUCAAUUUCACAAACAACAACCCAUCAGGAGUGUUCACAUUUGGUGCAAAUCCUAGCACGCCUGCAGCCUCUGCCCAGCCUUCAGGCUCAGGGGGCUUUCCAUUCAACCAGCCUACAGCAGCUUUCACAGUGGGGUCAAAUGGGAAAAAUAUGUUCUCCUCUUCUGGAACUUCAGUUCCUGCUCGCAAAAUAAAGACUGCUGUUAGGCGCAAGAAAUAAAGGUCACAGUGGUGUUGCACACAACAGUUUUAACUACAGCUGGUGCCCUUCUUUCAGAUACUGGAUUGUACUCCAGACUGGGCUCGUCUGAAGUCACAUCUGCCUAAGGACUUCUUUAAUUUUGGAAUUUUCCUCCUCUUUUUCUUUACAGAAGCUCCACUCCCACCUCUAUCAAUCUCCACCCCCCUUUUUAAAAAAAAUAAUAGCUAGACUGGUGACUGAUUCUUCAGCAAAAAUAUUUUAUGAUUCAGCACAUUAUUCACUGAUUUUGGCAUAGUCUGGCUGUCCCCAGGAAUAGAGCCUGCACGGUGAAUGGCUUUGUAUAGACCCUCUUCGUCUGCACCGCUAUGUGCGCUGAUAAGCGUUUGUGGAACGCAUUGAACUUGUAAUUAUAUCUGAGGAAUUCUGUAUAGAUUAGAGGACGUUGAAAUGAAUGAUCUCUAUGCCGAGUUUGUGCUGGUGUACGUGUGAAGUGAGUGAGUUGGGUGUGUUGUGCACUAAGAUUUUCUGAUAGAGAAAGCCUGAUUAAAGAACGGUCCAUGCCAAGGACUUGUUAGAUCUAGUUCAUUGUCCAUUUAAUAAUUAUAUGCUAUUUCUACAUUUUCAUUCUUCUAUCACCUGUCUUGCCUUUUUCAUUAUUUUAUUAUGAAACUUCUGUAAAUAUAAUUUUGUUUCUGUACUUUUUUGGCAUAACAUAAAUCUGUGAACUUGAAAUUUUAAUUUUGUGUUAGACAUUUUUUUUUGUUUGUUUAGUCUUGUCUCAGAUUUUAUUAUGUAAAUCCCAUUAUUCAAAGUUGCCUAAAUCCAUUUAGAAAUCUUUAAAAAAAAAAUUGGGGAUACUUAAAGUUGAAUUUAUUGGCUUUUCUGAUCCAGUUUUGUUUGGACCAAAAACCAGUAUUGUACAAAGUAUUAAGCAUAUAUUUUUAUAUUUACUGAAAUGGACUGUGGUGACUUUGGAUAAUAAGGAAAAGUUUAAUAUUAAAGCCAUGUUUAUUACAGUAUAAUUAACAUGUUAAACCAUGGGAUAAAUGCCAUCAAUAAAAAUUUAUGAAGCA
Messenger RNA from Marmota flaviventris (yellow-bellied marmot), 5614 nucleotides. It is a transcript of the gene Nup153, whose product is annotated as nucleoporin 153. The record is from RefSeq and is a predicted model, not a curated record. Gene Ontology annotation, molecular function: structural constituent of nuclear pore. Lineage: Eukaryota; Metazoa; Chordata; Mammalia; Rodentia; Sciuridae. Gene Ontology annotation, biological process: RNA export from nucleus; protein import into nucleus. Gene Ontology annotation, cellular component: nuclear pore.